Messenger RNA from Drosophila willistoni, 3186 nucleotides. RefSeq names its product WAS/WASL-interacting protein family member 3 (gene Vrp1). The transcript has 11 exons. The record is from RefSeq and is a predicted model, not a curated record. The coding region runs from base 627 to 3152 and encodes 841 amino acids. Lineage: Eukaryota; Metazoa; Arthropoda; Insecta; Diptera; Drosophilidae. Gene Ontology annotation, molecular function: actin binding.
UCUGGCUGCACUAGUCGAGUGUUGCCAGAAUCAGUGGAAAACCCUGAUGAAUUUUUUAAUUUUUUUAAUUUAGUAAACAAAUCAUUCAUAUAGUGUGCUAAGAAUAUCAAUCAAAUUAAAAACGCAACAAAAUCGAAAGCUUUAGCUUUGCCCAAUAUGAAUUGUUAAAGUGAGUGGAGUCAAAUACAGUGCCGUAUACCCAAAUUCAUUUCGCCAGGGGACUGAUUGCACAUUAAGACUUACUUUACCCCCCGUUCAGUCUACGUGCCUGUAAAUGAGUGAGAGUGGGCUGCACAAGUAUGCGUGCUGUGUGCGUGUGUGUAUGAAACAAUAAAUGAAAAAAUUAGUCAAAACAAUUUCAAUGUUCCUCCUUCUAUUUUCGGCAUCAGUUUUUUAAACAAAUAAAUUGCACAGUGGCUUCACCGUUUAGUUCUCAUUUAUUGCCAUCGUAAUGCCAUUGGCCAAAAAAAAAAGGUUAAGGUUAGGAAGUUAAGCUGGAACUUGAGCUGAAGAGAACGAGAAACGCAACAAUUCACCAAUCAACUCUAUCGAUCACGGCCAACAGAUUGACAGAAUAUUGCUGAGAAACGUCAACCGCAGCAGCACCACCAACCCCACAAAUCAAGAUGGCAAUACCACCGCCGCCGGGUCCACCGCCACCACCAGGACCGCCUCCACCACCAGUAAUGGGCGGGGGUGGAGCAAAAGGUGGUGCGGAUCCGAGAUCAGCUCUUCUUAGCUCCAUCCAAAAGGGUACAAAGCUGCGAAAGACAACAACUGUGGAUAAAAGUGGACCAUCAUUGGCUGGAAAAGUUUGUGGGGCAGAUGGAGCCGGAACGGUUGGAGGAGCAAAACGUGGCCUAAAUAAUAAUAAUAAUACCAGCAGUAGUAAUAAUAACACAAAUGGCAUUGGCAAUGGAGCACCAAAAUUGAGUGGUCUUUUCGAAGGUCUCUCCCAGAUGCCAAAACUGAAGCCCGUGAAUGGUUAUCGCGCAGCAGCCGCAACAACAACAACAACUACAUCAAAGCCCACAGCAACGAACUCAAUUCGAAGCAACAGCCCUCCCGCUGCUGUUGCCUCGGCUGCCAGCAAUGAACCCAUGGACUUCAGCACAGAGCUCACCAAGCAUUUAACACUGAAGCGUCAAAAGCAACAACAACAACAACAGCAACAACAACAAAGCACACAUAUCAAUGCAACGGAAGCAAAUUUAAAAACAAAUCGUGGACCACCACCGCAGCCGCCAAAGAGCGAUUCGAUAUUGGACCGCAUGAAUAUACCGCGUGCAGGAACAGCUUCCACUCCCACACCAUCAGCGGCGUUCGGUACGAAUUCCCAUGCCAAAUCUUCAUCGCCUACUCACUCGGAUAGCGGGAGCAACAGCAGUGGCAGUGUCAAGAGCAAGGCAGCCAAUUUGAAUAUCUCGUUAGGCAAUAAUUUUGUAAAUAAUUCGAUUGCAAAAUCGAAAUCAACAUCAGCCACAACAACGACCACAACAAUAAAAGGUGCAAGUUCAACAAUAAACUCAAGUCCAUCAACAACAACAUUAAACCAAAGUCGAACCUCAUCCACGGGAUCACUGCACAGUUUGGCGCCAAAUAAAUCAUCGUUAUUCGGUGUUAGUGGUGGUGGUGGUAGUGGUAAUAAUAAUGCACAAAAAUCAUCGCCGCCUCCGCCCAUGGCCUCGCCCACACCCACGCCUACGCCCACCCCGCAACAACAACAGCAACAAAAACCAAGCAUCAGCUUCGGCAAACCAAAUUUCGCCCCAAAGCCGCCAGGUCUGCAACAAUUGGCGCUAGCUAAUGGUCAACAACGUCCAAUGGUGACCCGUCACCACAGCAUGAAGUCGCCCAGAUCUCCGCCAGCAGUUGGAGGCGUCAAUGGACCUGUCUUUCCAACCCAACAACAUUUCGGCACCAUGCGGGCGCCCUUACAACAACAACAAUUUCAGUCAAGCGACUCCAUUAGCCAGAACAGUAUAGGAAGUAUGAGAUGUGCACCCGGUGUGCCAAAGUCACGGCCAUCGGUGAAACCUCCGCCACCGCCCACACCGGCUCGCAGCAUUUCCAAUUCAAAUCUGAGCACCAUAUCAUCGCCCUUCAGCGCUGUCAACACAACUUUGGUACAGAGUGUUGCGAUCAAUACACAGGCCCAGGUUUCAUCUCCACCCCCAUCCACAUCUAGCAGCACCAGCAGUGUGGCUGCCUUGCGUGAUCAAUUCCGAGUGACAAGUAAUGCAACACCUCCGCCGCUUCCAGCAACAUUGCCACCGCCACCGACAUCGAGCCCGAAGUCAUCUAUCAUGCGGGAUAAAGAUAAGAAGGUUGAGAACGUCAAACCGAUUGUAUUAAACGGAGGUCCCAUCAAUCCACCAGCACCACCUCCGCAUCGUACCUGUCCACCUCUUCCCCCGCAACGACAGUCGAGCAAUCAUGACAAAGUAAAGCUCUGGCUGUUCAAGAGACUGUUCGCAGUUAGGCAACGGACUGAACGCGCAAAAGAAGGCACCAGUCAAAUAAUCAAGUUGGUCAAAAUGUCGAUGCUCAAUCUCAACUUCAAACGCAACGCGGGUUCCCAGCAGGCACCAGUGCCGCCCCAGCGUCAUUCUUCUAUAAGGCCCAAUGCUCCAUUGACGCCACCUACGCACAUGGCGAACUCUUCUCAGUUAUUUGGUAGCAACAACGGAUUAGCCACUUCUGGGUCAUCAGCUGCUUGUGGAGCUUCAGUUGGUCGACUGGUUAUCGAUUUGGAGACAAAGUUUGGCAAACGUUUUCACAAUGUUACCGAAUUUCCCAAGCCGCCUCCUUUUUUAAACAUACAAAAAGUUUAUCCUAGUCGCACGCUUAAGGCAUCCAAUGCUAAUCUGGUGCCAAAUACAAGCAAUAACAACAAUAACAAUUCAUCGGCCGCCUCAAACAACAAUGUAAAUCGUAAUCCAGUGCUGCCAUUGAAACCCGCUUAUGCACCGCUUAAAAAACAUCGUGCACCUGCCCCACCGCCGCAAGCAGGUGUCGCCGCUGCAACCGUGUCUGUCAUAAGGCAGUCCAGUUUUCUAUAUGGCGGCAGUGCAGCGGCAAACAAUUCGGUGCCCAUUCGACCUCAGUCGCAGCCAGCAGACUCGGUUCCACGAAAUUCAACGGUCUAUUGAACAGAUGUACAAAAUAUAUAUUUGAUGCUUUGUA